Messenger RNA from Vigna umbellata (rice bean), 1367 nucleotides. RefSeq names its product antimicrobial ginkbilobin-2-like protein. NCBI's taxonomy places the organism in Eukaryota, Viridiplantae, Streptophyta, Magnoliopsida, Fabales, Fabaceae. The record is from RefSeq and is a predicted model, not a curated record.
UUCCCUUAAUGUAUGUACUGCGUCACUCUUUACCCUGAUCCAGAAGCACAUAGGUUCUCAAACAAACUAUUACAAACAUAAACAUGGGAAAAACAAUUCACCAACUGCAAAUUUUUCUCCAAACCAACGUCACCAACAUGCCUCGUUCCAACCGCUUAGCAAUUUCCUCAAUUUUCUUCUUCCUCUUUAGUUCCUUCUUCUUUUCAACCAAAGCAACGCCAAUAUACAGUUCCCAUGUCUGCACAGACUCCACCAAAGACAAACCAAACACCACAUUCCAAACCAACCUCAACCUCCUCCUCUCUUCCCUUUCUUCCAAGGCCACCGAAGCCACCCAAUUCUACAAAACAACAAUUGCCACCGAAACCCCCAACCCCGUCAAGGGCCUCUUCCUCUGCCGCGGCGACACCCUCGCCGCCGCCUGCCACGACUGCGUCACCGCUGCAGCAGCGGACCUAAAACGCCUGUGCCCGGUUCAGAAGGAGGCCAUAAUCUGGUACGACGUGUGCAUGGUACGCUACUCCGACCAAUACCUCAAUAACAUCGUACCUGGAGUGGAUAUGUCUGAUUCCAAAAACGUUACUAGCAUUAGCAUUAGUCUUGACCGAUUCAACGAAUUGCUCGCGGGAUUGCUGAAUUCCCUGGCAACGAAAGCUAAGAAUUCCUCAGAUAAGAAAUUUGCGACAGGGGAAGUGAACCUCACGAGUUCGGUGACCCUUUAUGGGUUGGUGCAGUGCACGCCAGAUUUGUCUUUGUUCGAUUGCAGGAUGUGUUUUAGCAGCGCCAUUGCGUCUGUUCCGAAUUGCUGUGAUGGGAAACGAGGGGCAAGAGUGUUGCUUCCUGGAUGCAAUAUCAGAUAUGAAGUGUAUCCAUUUUACAGCAGCAAUAACACAUUGACCCCAACGAUUGUGAAGCCUCGUCCUUCAGGACGGAGUGGUGUUGAAGUGAUUCUUACAUUUGUUAUCCCUAUUGUUGCUGCGAUGGUGCUUUUCACUUUUGGGAUAUGUACUGUCAUGAGAAAGCAAGCAAAGAGUGUGAUACAAUUGUGGAAGCAAACGAAUUAUUCUGAGGUGUAGAUGAGACUGAUGCUGCAAAGAAUAGCAAAGGAAAGGCAUAAUGCAAGACAACCUUGAUUAUCGUUUUCGUCUUCCGAAUCUGUCAAAGACACAUGACUGAAGAUGUGGCUGCAUCAGAUCGUUUAACGGAGGACUUGGCAAUUGGUAGUGUAGAUUAGUGAAGUAUAAGCUGACUGAGUUUUUGUUGUUGCUGCAUCGGCAUCCAUCUAUAUGUUUGCUGUUACUUGGACAGAUUGUUUUAGAUGUAAGAAUAUCAACGGACCAGAAGUGUGGAUACUGUUUCUAUUUUUA